AGCCUUUUGAAUGGACUGAUGUGUUCUAAGCCUGAAGACCCAGUAGAGUACUUGGAAAGUUGUUUACAGAAAGUAAAGGAACUAGGCGGCUGUGACAAGGUGAAAUGGGAUACAUUUGUCAGCCAGGAAAAGAAGACUUUACCUCCGCUCAAUGGAGGACAGUCACGGAGAUCCUUCCUAAGAUCUGUAAUGCCUGAAAAUUCAAACUUUCCGUAUCGGCGGUAUGAUCGGCUCCCUCCAAUCCAUCAAUUCUCCAUAGAAAGUGAUACAGACCUCUCCGAGACUGCAGAGUUAAUUGAAGAAUACGAGGUUUUUGAUCCUACUAGACCUCGGCCAAAAAUCAUUCUUGUCAUAGGUGGUCCAGGAAGUGGAAAGGGUACUCAAAGUUUGAAAAUUGCAGAACGUUAUGGAUUCCAGUACAUUUCAGUGGGAGAGUUAUUAAGAAAGAAGAUCCACAGUGCCAGCAGCAACAGGAAAUGGAGUCUCAUUGCCAAAAUAAUUACAACUGGAGAAUUGGCCCCACAGGAAACAACCAUUACAGAGAUAAAACAGAGAUUGAUGCAAAUUCCUGAUGAAGAGGGCAUUGUUAUUGAUGGAUUCCCAAGAGAUGUUGCCCAGGCUCUAUCUUUUGAGGACCAAAUCUGCACUCCCGACUUGGUGGUAUUCCUGGCUUGCACCAAUCAGAGGCUCAAAGAAAGAUUGCUGAAGCGAGCAGAGCAACAGGGCCGGCCUGAUGACAAUCUGAAAGCUACGCAAAGGAGACUAAUGAACUUCAAGCAGAACGCUGCUCCGCUGGUUAAAUACUUCCAGGAGAAGGGGCUCAUCAUGACGUUCGAUGCCGACCGAAACGAGGAUGAGGUGUUCUAUGACAUCAGCAUGGCGGUGGACAGCAAGUUAUUUCCGAACAAAGAGGCUGCAGCAAGUGCAGGUGACCUUGAUUCUCCGAUGAUGUUGGACUCUGGAGAGAUCAUUGACCCAGGAUCUGAUUAUGAAGAUCAGGGCGAUGACCAGUUAAAUGUAUUUGGAGAGGACCCCACCGGAGGUUUCAUGGAAGAUUUGAGGAAGUGUAAAAUUAUUUUCAUGAUUGGUGGCCCGGGCUCUGGCAAAGGCACGCAGUGUGCAAAGCUGGUGGAAAAAUACGGAUUCACACACCUCUCGACUGGUGAGCUCCUGCGUCACGAGCUGUCAUCAGACUCUGAAAGAAGCAAAUUGAUCAGAGACACCAUGGAACGUGGAGACCUGGUGCCCUCCGGCGUCCUUCUGGAGCUGCUGCGGGAGGCCAUGGCGGCCAGCCUCGGCCACACCACCGGCUUCCUGAUCGACGGCUACCCUCGGGAAGUGAAGCAAGGCGAAGAGUUCGGGCGCAGGGUAAGUGUCCUUUUGGGGAUUAUCCCAGGAGAGACGUGUGGGAUGUCACUGCGGUUGGGAGAUAAAUUCAAAAUAAAUGCGGAGGGGACACCAGAGGAAGUUUUUCUUCAACUCUGCACAGCUAUUGACUCUAUUUUCUGAAGACAAAAUGCAUGUAUGUUAAGGAGAGUGAAGACAGAGAAAUAUAUUAAAAGGUCUAUACCUUAAUUACGUUUCAGGUUAAACCUUUUGUGUCCCCUUCCAAUCCCAACAUUGCUGUUUGCUCCCCAGCUUGGCCCAUCGGAGGCGUCUGGAAACCAUGCAUGGUGUAUUUGCUAUCACCCAGCCUCUUCGUGAUCCAGACAGCUGUCCACUCACAGCACGCACACCUUCCUAUCAUACAGGCUGCACCUCAGAGCAGAGUUCAUGGACAGCAGUGCAGUGCCAGUCUGUCAGCUGUGCCCUCAGGACUUGUUAGAGUCUGAUCAUUUGGUUCUCCUCUCAUCAAAUAGGGAGUUAGCACCCCUAAAUUCCCCACUGUAUCUUCCUCCCCCCAAGUUGCCUGAUGAAGUCCCUGAAUUUGAGGGGGGGAAGGAGGUUUGCAAGCUGGGGCAUCUUCCUCUGGUAACUGUAGCUCAGAGCCAGAGAGAUUAGGUUGACAUGCCAAUUAUUAGAAAUCUGAUUCAAUUUGAAAAACAUAAAAAAUGUGAAACUGUACAAUUUUUCCAAGACAGCGAAACCCAGACUAGUCACCAAUAACAUGUCUCUACUCAUUUUUAUGAAACUGGCUACUUGGAAUACUGUCACAGUGGCGAAGAGCACUAACUGGAGAAAACUGGCCUCUCCUGUACCUGGUGGUGCAUUCUGGCAAUCAUACAUUAAUACCAAUGACUAAACGUAAUUUAAAAGCGUGAGGUGGUUUAUUAUUGCAUCCACUGGACUAAUGUCAACUUACAGUUUUGAUUUUAAAUGAUCACCUAUUUAUUUAAUACUGUUGCCAAACAA
This is a messenger RNA of Myotis brandtii (Brandt's bat), 2352 nucleotides long. RefSeq names its product adenylate kinase 5 (gene AK5). The record is from RefSeq and is a predicted model, not a curated record. Gene Ontology annotation, cellular component: cytoplasm; cytosol. Gene Ontology annotation, biological process: nucleoside triphosphate biosynthetic process. Gene Ontology annotation, molecular function: ATP binding; nucleoside diphosphate kinase activity. The transcript has 12 exons. Bases 19 to 1509 code for a protein of 496 amino acids. NCBI's taxonomy places the organism in Eukaryota, Metazoa, Chordata, Mammalia, Chiroptera, Vespertilionidae.